CUGCUGGACAGAGAGAAGAGAGAUUGUUGCUGCCAUACGCCCAGCCCUAGUCUACCCUUAUCGGUUAUCUGUCUGUCCUGCUACACGCGAUAGACGCUCCCAGAAUUGAGAUAUACCUUUGAAACCAGCACUGAAGUUAGGACUCUGUUGGGAGUUGUGCAGCAAGAGGCAGAACAACUGUGACCAAAGUUUUUUUUUCCUGAAAACUUGAAGAUGGCCGAGAAGCAGAUUAGUUUGCCUGCCAAGCUCAUCAAUGGUGGCAUUGCUGGAAUCAUUGGGGUGACCUGCGUAUUUCCCAUUGACCUUGCCAAAACACGCCUGCAAAAUCAGAGAAACGGCCAGCAGUUCUAUAAAAGCAUGUGGGAUUGUUUGAGAAAGACACUUCGCUCUGAAGGUUAUUUUGGAAUGUACAGAGGUGCAGCAGUAAAUCUCACUCUUGUAACCCCUGAAAAGGCAAUUAAACUGGCUGCUAAUGACUAUUUCAGACACCACCUGUCUAAAACUGGUUCACCUUUGACUCUGUCCAAAGAAAUGCUUGCAGGAUGUGGUGCAGGAGUCUGUCAGGUUAUUAUCACUACACCGAUGGAGAUGUUAAAAAUACAGCUACAAGAUGCUGGAAGACUAGCUACUCAGCAUAAGACUGUAAAAGGAAAACAAUGCAUGUCAGCUGGCACUAAGCACUUAAAUACAAUUCCUGUACUGACAAGGUCUUAUAAUGUUGGACCAACAUCUGCUGCUCGCAAAGUGUCUGCUACACAAAUUGCCUCUGAGCUUCUUCGCACAGAAGGCAUAAAAGGACUCUACAGAGGGCUAGGAGCCACCGUUUUGAGGGAUGUACCAUUCUCUGUCAUCUACUUUCCAUUAUUUUCUAAUCUCAACAAGCUGGGCAAGGCUUCUCCUGAUGAGAAGGCUCCAUUCCUUCAUUCAUUUGCUGCAGGCUGCAUAGCUGGGUCCACUGCUGCUUUGGCUGUCAGUCCUUGUGAUGUAAUAAAGACACGCCUUCAGUCUUUAAACAAGGGAGCAAAUGAAGAAACCUACAGUGGAAUUGUGGAUUGUGCCAGGAAAAUCUGGAUGAAGGAGGGUCCAUCUGCUUUUUUUAAAGGAGCGGGAUGCAGAGCACUAGUCAUUGCACCUCUGUUUGGUAUAGCUCAGGUUGUGUACUUCUUCGGUAUUGGAGAAACUGUUCUUGAGCUGUCUCAAUUCAAUCGCUUGAUGGCCUAAAGCUAAGCAUUCCAGAGGGAUUAAACUACAAGACUGCAAUAGAGUGAAACUGGCUGCAACCAUCCUCUAUAAAGUCAGCCUCUAGAUCCCCCAUACUUUUGUAUAAUAGCUCCCGAGUUGGCAAGCUCAAAAGUUUCCAAAGGCAAAGAAGGGUUAACAUGUGAUUUUUGUCUCUCACAAGCCCUCUACCUUUUUUAGCACUUACAACAAUCGAAUGUAAUACUCACUCACAGAUACAACUAAAAAAAGAACAAUGUUUGUCUACAUUAGUAUAAAAAAUGGUUACUUGAAUACCAAUGUAUUUCACAACUAAUGUAAGCAUUCCUGCUAAGAUGCGUUAUUGCUGUUAAAUUGUUCUGGGAAUGCAUAUACAUUUAUAAUACACAAAAGCCACGAAUAUCUUGUAAAUUAUAUCCUUAUAAACGGUGAGUACUGAUGUCAUCAGUUAUAAACGGUGAGUAGUGAUGUCAUUCUUGUCACGUGACUCACUGAAACUUGCAAAAUAUUAGAAGUUGCCUCGGAGUUCCUUUGGCCUCGUGUUUUUAUAUGGUCAUGAAACUCCUCGGUAACGUAUAAUAUCAUUAUAAUUUACAAGAAGAGGUACUUUAUUCACUAUAUAUUCACUGCACAAUGGGUUAUUUCUUCACAGUGGCCAAGUUUUUUUCUGUUUAAAAUAUUCAAAGGUGCAGACUGAAGUAAAAACUUGAAUAUCUCUCUGUGCAGCUACAUUUUGUUUGUUUUUUUUUUUUGACAAAUCAUUAUGGUUGGUUAAAUAGUUUUUUUUAAAAAAAAAAAAAAAAAAAACACUGUAUAUAUUUUUA
Xenopus laevis (African clawed frog) is the source of this 2042-nucleotide messenger RNA. RefSeq names its product solute carrier family 25 (mitochondrial carrier: glutamate), member 22 like S homeolog (gene slc25a22l.S). The record is from RefSeq and is a predicted model, not a curated record. Gene Ontology annotation, biological process: L-glutamate transmembrane transport; transmembrane transport; malate-aspartate shuttle. The transcript has 11 exons. Gene Ontology annotation, molecular function: L-glutamate transmembrane transporter activity; transmembrane transporter activity; L-aspartate transmembrane transporter activity. Gene Ontology annotation, cellular component: mitochondrial inner membrane; membrane. Bases 214 to 1221 code for a protein of 335 amino acids. Lineage: Eukaryota; Metazoa; Chordata; Amphibia; Anura; Pipidae.